AUGGAACCUUUACCUGAUCCAAAAAAUGACAGGCAAAUAAAAGAUGUCAUCCCUCCCCCAUCAAAGCCGCUAAGCACGGAACUUCUCUACCCAAACGGGACAGAGGAACCACCAAAUUACAAAAUAUUGAUGGAGCAUUUAAGAAAAGAAGGGAGAGUAAAAAAAGAAGAUUGUAUAGAUAUAAUAAAAAAAGUUAUAGAUAUAGUUAGUGAUGAACCAAAUUUAUUAAGACUACAAGAUCCAAUUACAAUUGUUGGAGAUAUUCAUGGACAAUAUUAUGAUUUAUUAAAAUUGUUAGAGGUCGGAGGAAAUCCCGAUAAUACACAAUUUUUAUUUUUAGGUGAUUAUGUUGAUAGAGGUUCAUUUAGUAUUGAAGUUUUACUACUAUUAUAUGCAUUAAAAAUAAAUUUUCCUGAUAAGAUAUGGUUAAUUAGAGGAAAUCAUGAAUGCAGACAAAUGACGACUUUUUUUAACUUUCGAGAUGAAUGUGAAUAUAAAUAUGAUAUAGUAGUUUAUUAUGCAUUUAUGGAAUCAUUUGACACUUUACCAUUAUCUGCAGUAAUUAAUGGGAAAUUUUUAGGAGUUCAUGGAGGAUUAUCACCUGAUCUUGUACUUUUAAAUCAAAUAUGUUCUUUCACCAGAUUUCAAGAACCUCCACGAUCUGGAAUAUUUUGUGAUAUAUUAUGGGCUGACCCAAUUGAUGAAGAUAAAGAAGAACAUACAAUACAACAAGAAUUAUAUUUCCCCAAUGAUAUAAGAGGUUGUAGUUAUUUCUUUGGAUAUAGUGCUGCAACAUCAUUUUUAGAGAAAAAUGGAUUACUAUCAAUUAUAAGAGCUCAUGAAGCACAAUUAGAAGGUUAUAAAAUGCAUCAAACAAAUUUAAAAACAGGAUUUCCAAUAGUUAUAACAAUAUUUUCUGCUCCAAAUUAUUGUGAUGUAUAUAAUAAUAAAGGAGCAGUAUUAAAAUUUGAUAGUAAUACUUUAAAUAUACAACAAUUUAGCUUCUCACCACAUCCAUAUCAUUUACCUAACUUUAUGAAUCUCUUUACAUGGUCUAUACCAUUUGUUAGUGAAAAAGUGACUGAAAUGAUUUAUUCGAUUUUAAAUUCGAGUAUCAAUAAUUCAAGUGAUGAUAUGAGUGAUAUUGUUUUACCUCCUGAAAUUUUGCAAAUAUUAAAUUAUAUAGAAGAUAAUAAUAAAAAGAUAAAUACAAAUGAACAAGAUAAAGAUAUGCAUGAAGGUAUACUAAAAGAUGAUUCCUUCAGUACUACUAAUGAUAAUAUGACAAACAUUAUUGAUCAAAGUGAUAUAGAUAAUCAAAGUUUUAAAACUUAUGAAGAAAUACAAGCUUCAAAAGAUAAAGCAGAUGCUUUGAGGAAAAAAGUACAAUCAAUAGGAAGAUUAAUGAGAGUUUUUAGAACUCUUAGAAAAGAAAAUGAAUUAAUUGUUCAGCUUAAAGGUUGUAGUCCUGGUUAUAAAAUUCCAGUUGGUUUAUUACUAAGCGGAAAAGAAGGAUUAGAAAAUGAGCUUGAAAAAUUUACAAAAGCAAAAGAAAUUGAUAGUAUAAAUGAAAAGAGACCAUCAAAUGAAUAA
Plasmodium vinckei vinckei is the source of this 1593-nucleotide messenger RNA. RefSeq names its product serine/threonine protein phosphatase 2B catalytic subunit A, putative. Gene Ontology annotation, cellular component: cytoplasm; calcineurin complex. The record is from RefSeq and is a predicted model, not a curated record. Gene Ontology annotation, molecular function: calmodulin binding; calmodulin-dependent protein phosphatase activity. NCBI's taxonomy places the organism in Eukaryota, Apicomplexa, Aconoidasida, Haemosporida, Plasmodiidae. Gene Ontology annotation, biological process: calcineurin-mediated signaling. The transcript is spliced from 2 exons. The coding region runs from base 1 to 1593 and encodes 530 amino acids.